GCUGAGCGGGGCUGGGAGAAAACAGUGCAUUUAAAACCGCCCAGGGAAGACACCGCAUUUACGAGCGGAGUUUUGUUUUUUUGCUGCCUCCCUCCCUCCUCGCUCCUGUUUGAAUCUCUCCGGUCCAGAAUGAGUCGGUCGAGAGGAAUGCAGCACCGGCUUACCUGAGCAAGUGGACACCUUUUCUUUGAAAGCCCGUCAGAUACUUAUUCCGCUCUGUCUUUUUUUUUUUUACAUUUAAUUUUAAUUGGAUGCCGUGUUGGGCUGCUCCUGCGCUGGCUCUCUGACAGAAACAGGAGCACUGCUGCUGGUGUCUGCCUGAGUUCACCUUUACAAAAAAAAAAAAGGUUAUGUGGGUAGGGAUUUCUCUCGGAUCCAUCUCCGCCCUGUUGUUUACAUGUUGUAAUUGGAUUUUCCAUCAUUUACAACAGCAGCACCAAUAGCACAGGUUUUCUCCCUCCUCCUCCGCCUCCUGCUCAUCUCAUCUUGUUCCUUCUUCCUCCUCCUGUUCGGAGCUGCUCUUUUUUUUUUGCCGGGUGGUGGAGCAGAAGAUGGGACUACCUGCCCUGGAGUUCAGUGACUGCUACCUGGACAGCCCACAGUUCAGGGACAGACUGAAGUCUCACGAACUAGAGCUGGACAAAACCAACAAGUUCAUCAAAGAGCUGAUUAAAGAUGGCAAGGCUCUGAUCCAGGCUUUGAAAAGUUUGUCGACGGCGAAGAGGAAGUUUGCUGACUCUCUCAAUGACUUUAAAUUCCAGUGCAUUGGAGAUGCUGAGACGGAUGAUGAAAUAUGCAUAGCCAAGUCACUUCAGGAGUUUGCAGCAGUUUUACAGAACCUGGAGGAUGAAAGGACACGAAUGAUCGAGAAUGCCAAUGAUGUGUUGAUUUUGCCACUGGAGCGAUUCAGGAAAGAACAGAUCAGUGCAGCCAAGGAAGCCAAGAAAAAGUAUGACAAAGAGACAGAGAAGUAUUGUGCAGUACUGGAAAAGCACCUUAGCCUCUCAGCAAAGAAGAAGGAGUCACAUCUACUUGAGGCGGACAACCAGGUAGAUAACGUAAGGCAGCAUUUCUACGAGGUUUCUUUGGAGUACGUCUUCAAAGUGCAGGAAGUCCAAGAGAGGAAGAUGUUUGACUUUGUGGAGCCUCUGUUGGCAUUUCUUCAAGGACUUUUCACCUACUAUCACCAUGGCUACGAGUUGGCAAAGGACUUUAAUCACUUCAAGACUGAUCUCACCAUCAGCAUACAGAAUACGAGGAACCGUUUUGAGAGCACGCGGUCAGAGGUUGAGAGUUUGAUGAGGAAGAUGAAGGAGAAUCCACACGAACACAAGAGUGUGAGCCAGCACACCAUGGAGGGCUACCUGUUUGUGCAGGAAAAGCGCUCAUUUGUAUCUACAUGGGUGAAGUACUACUGUACGUACUACCGUGAGCCCAAGAAGGUCACCAUGGUCCUGUUUGACCCUAAAUCUGGAGGUAAAAUGGGUGACGAGGAGAGCUUUAUCCUCAAGUCAUGCACUAGAAGGAAGACAGACUCGAUAGAAAAGCGGUUCUGUUUUGAUGUGGAGGCUGUGGACAGGCCAGGAGUCAUCACCAUGCAGGCUCUGUCAGAAGAAGACCGUAGAUUGUGGAUGGAGGCCAUGGAUGGGAGAGAACCGGUGUACAACCUCAAUAAAGAUAACCAGACUGAAGGCAUGGCCCAGCUGGAUGUCAUCGGGUUCAAUGUGAUGAAAAAAUUCAUCUAUGCAGUGGAAACGCGAGGCAUUGAUGAACAGGGCUUGUACAGAAUCGCUGGGGUUAACUCCAAAGUACAGAAACUACUGAGCCUGGCUAUGGAUCCAAAGACAUGUGCUGACGUGGAGCUCGAAAGCCCAGAGUGGGAGAUUAAGACGAUAACAAGCGCUAUCAAGCACUAUCUCAGAAUGCUACCUGCACCUCUCAUGACAUACCAGUACCAGAGGAGCUUUAUCAAAGCUGCCAAGAUGGACAACCCAGAGGCCAGAGUAACGGAGAUCCACGUUCUAGUGCACCGGCUACCAGAGAAGAAUAGACAGAUGCUGGAGAUGCUGAUGAAGCACCUGGCCAGGGUGGCCAGUCACCAUCAACAAAACCUCAUGACCGUUGCCAAUCUGGGUGUAGUCUUCGGACCAACUCUGCUCCGCCCACAGGAGGAGACAGUUGCAGCCAUCAUGGACAUUAAGUUUCAGAACAUUGUCGUGGAGAUCCUCAUAGAGCACCACGAGAGGAUUUUCAGGGACAUGCCGAAUCCUGCUUCAUCCAACACGCAGCUGAACAUGCCCAGGAGGAGAAGCACAGACAGCAAAACCCCGUCCUGCAGCGAGAGGCCGCUCACUCUUUUCCACACCCCGACACAUUCGCAGAAGGGUGAGAAGAGGAACAGUGUUGGCAACACCACAGCCGCUGACCUGCAACAUCCAGUGUCCUCCUCUGCCAACUGUAACAGCAGCAGCAGCAGCAGUAGCAGCAGCAGCCAAGGCCGAACCCCGAGACACAGCCUGACCAGCAACGAUGGAGAGCAGGACAGCCGGCAGAACCGGCCCACCUCACUGCUGAACCCAAAGGGUCGUGGCAGCAUACCAGCAAGUGCAACAUCUUCCAGUCCCACCUCACCACGUUCUCCCUCCUGGCCAAUGUUCUCAGCCCCUUCCAGUCCACAGCGAAUAUCUUCUGCCUCCAGUGACUCCUCCCCUGUUAGUUUCACUGGCAGAAAGGCUCGAGCGCUGUAUGCCUGCAAGGCAGAGCACAACUCUGAGCUGUCCUUCAUCGCUGGGACCAUCUUUGAGAAUGUUCACUCUUCCAGGGAGCCCGGCUGGUUGGAGGGGACUCUUGAUGGCCGAACAGGGCUGAUACCAGAAAACUAUGUGGAGUUUUUAUAGUGUAGGGGCAAUGCUGGACCAAACUGGAUUUGAUUGAACUGUAUUUAACUUCAGAAAACUCAACAGAUUCAAUUACAGACUCAGUCACUUCUGUUGUUCUGGACUGGACCAAAGCUGAUAAGUGACUUUUUGUUUUGACCAGACUGGAAACUGAAACUGGACCAAGCAGAACCAUAUCAAACAGAUAUAACACAGAAGCAAAGAACAGCAAACUGGGGAGAGAACCCUGAAUUGCACUGGGGAAU
Messenger RNA from Archocentrus centrarchus (flier cichlid), 3142 nucleotides. RefSeq names its product rho GTPase-activating protein 26. Gene Ontology annotation, molecular function: protein binding; GTPase activator activity. The transcript has 24 exons. Gene Ontology annotation, biological process: signal transduction. Lineage: Eukaryota; Metazoa; Chordata; Actinopteri; Cichliformes; Cichlidae. Gene Ontology annotation, cellular component: cytoplasm. The coding region runs from base 552 to 2897 and encodes 781 amino acids. The record is from RefSeq and is a predicted model, not a curated record.